GACUCCUUGCACCAGGUGUGCAUAAUCCGUGACUCAGAUCCACGUUUCGUUCAUUUAAUACAACUCACUCCCCACCUCUUCCCUUUCCUCUCUGCCGUCCUCCUCCUCCUCCCAAUCACCACAUCAGCAGGUGCCAUGUUACUUUGUGUAUCUCGACUUUGCUCACACCUUUGCCUAGGUUGUGCUUGCCCCAUGGCCAACUUCCAUGUCUUCUUCAGCCUAUGUGUUGAUCCCAACCCAAGCUCACCUUCCGUCCUCCCUUCACCCAUUCAACCAUCAGGAAGUGCCAUUUGAUCCGGUGUCUCUUGCCUGCGCUCACAUCUUCUGCCUCGGUUGUGCUUGCUCUGUGGCCCACAUCCCAGUCUUCUUCGGCCUUGACACCGCUUCGCCCCACAUCACAUGCCCUUUGUGCCGCCAGCAGGGCGUGUUUGGGCAGCCCAGAUCACUCAAAGAGCUGCAGAGAUUGAUUAUGGCACGACAACCUGAACAGUGGAGGGCGAAGCGUGACGAGGAACAGAAGAGGAGGCUUGAGCAGGAGAGGCGGUAUUGGGAUGGCCAGAUGCGAAUAGCUAUGCAUAUUAGGUAACACACAUUGCUGUACAUUUUGCUGUACGUUCAUGUAUAUACUAUAUACUCCUGUACAUAUCGUUCCUUUUGGCGUCUGAACUUCGUCUGUGGAAUCCUUCAGGAGCUGGCUGGGAAUUCUCGGCUCCACACCAUUGUAGUCGGUUCUCUUUCCAUAAGUCAGCAGCACACUGCCAUUCCAUUUUACCAACACCGAUUGUCUGAGAACUUCAGCCGUCCCUCGGGCUUCUGGGGUGACCUUCUCCUCAGUCGCUGACUCCUGUGAGAUUCUUCGCCAGCAAUCCAGCUUUACUUUCGGCUUCGAGAAGUCAAGAGUAUUCAGUAUGGCAGGACUUUUGGCUAGCCGUAUCGCUCUUUGCCCGUCGAGCACUCUGAGUUUCACCUCUCUGCAAACGAGGCGAACUCCUGCGAGAGCAGCUUACGCAAAUCCUCCUGUUGGACGGACACCUGGAGCACCACCCACGCUCACUCAGUACACUGCAAGGAUUGAGCAAUUGCAUUCGAUGGCAACGAAAGCAGUUGAAAGCGCGGCCUCCGGCGCUUUCAAUGCUGGCCCCACGUCUUCUAUUGCCUCCUCCCCCUCGUUGAGUCCCUUCCGGGAAAGAAUAAACGACUGGUGGGCUGAUCAUCUUGCUAGCAAGGCGGAUUUCGUGGAGGCUGCAGCUCCGUGCCUCCCUUCGGAUGACGAGGAGGAGUUUCUCAUUCUGAAGCCGCCUGUUGAGGUGGAUUCCAAGUUCCAGCUCCCCCAAAAGGGACCUGAGGUCAAUUAUUGACGGCAUGAUAAAGUGGUUCUGACAACAGAUUCUAUCUAUUGACAUCGGCUGUCGGGAGAUGGCUUCGUUUGUAAAUAGACGCGUAUGGUGGCUCGAGUUGAACCACCUUGCUUGCUGCAAGGCGUACUUAGCAUGUGAAAUGCUGUUUUUGACUACACAAUCAUUAUCCAUGCUCUGGAGACUACUGCACUGCCCAGAAUUUCUACUGACGACGAAGGACGUGACCUAAGCAGCUGUUGGAGUUCUAGCAUUACGCAUAAUCACCUUUGAGAGAAGGGUGAAGCACAGUAUUCUAGUUCCCUGCAGCUGCAACCAUGAAAAGUUGCUACGACACAUUUUCGUCUAAACUGUGACCCACUUGUUCAUCCGCCGUGUAAAUGCAACAGCAGUUUGAACUGGAAGGU
This is a messenger RNA of Closterium sp. NIES-67, 1762 nucleotides long. The record is from the annotation of a GenBank genome assembly. NCBI's taxonomy places the organism in Eukaryota, Viridiplantae, Streptophyta, Zygnematophyceae, Desmidiales, Closteriaceae.